Acanthosepion pharaonis is the source of this 2271-nucleotide messenger RNA. The record is from the annotation of a GenBank genome assembly. Lineage: Eukaryota; Metazoa; Mollusca; Cephalopoda; Sepiida; Sepiidae.
AUGGAUUCCAAGGAUCUUCUUAGCCGGUCUGAGGAGAUUACACGGAAUACUGUGCAGAAAAGUGUUUGUGUCCUGAGCCGAUUGCCUCAUUAUGGUUUAAUUCAAACUAAAUUGGAACUUAUUACACACGCAUAUUUUGAUGAACGGGACUUCAGUAAAGUUGAACUGCUGAUAGAGACCUACCAGAACCUCAGCACCUUGCUUACCGACAGUCCAAUUGAUGGCACAGAGAUUUAUCUCGGUCUUCCAGCCCGAGAUCUUGUUGUACUUUUCCGGCAUAAGGUCCUUGUGCUCUUCAAACUGUUGAUGCUGGAACGACGGGUGCUUUUUACUGGGAAACCUGUUCAAGAAUUGUGUCGGACUAUGCUUGGAAUAAUGUCCUUGUUUCCUGGUCUUAUAGAGUUUGGUCUGAAAGAAUCAGCCUGCUAUUCUCCACAUCGGCAACUAUCACCCACCUUGAAAUUUCGACAGGUAGAAUCUGAUGCAGAUGGCUUCUUGGAAAUAAGCUACCAUGAAGAUGCCAAUUGUCAGAUUUCCAUGUCCCACCCUCGACCCCCUUCAAGGAGCAUUAGCAUGACCUCAGAACCCGAGAACCAGACAAUUCUGCGAGAUGAGAACCAUGUCCAUGAACCAGCCGACGAGCUGUCUAGAAAUGGUAACAUUUCAGAGGCUUCAUUGUUGUCUUCAGGGACAUUGCCAACAGAAUCUGAAGACCACCUAAAAAAAGAGAAGCAGCAAAGUUUGGAAAGAGAUCUCAAGUCCACAUCUGACUGCAGUACGCAAAUAAAUGGUGUGAUGCUUAAUACAUUAAAAGAUGAAGAAAUGUUUAAUAAUAACCAAAGUUUAGAUAAAUUUCUGCAGCCAAGCUCGGACUCUUGCAAUAAGUAUCCACAGUCAGAUCCACUUAUUGAAAAGCUUUCGGAAAAUGAUUUUUGUUUCUCCUCACCACUUCGGAACAAGAACACUGUCCUGGAGGGAACAGAAUCGUCUUCAGAUGCACUGAAGCGGAGCAGCAGCAUUGAAGAACUUGAUUCCCCAGAGUCGAUCAGCAAAAUUGAUCGCGAAGAUUGCUUCUCUCUGGAAGGCGUCUUUCUACAGAUCAACCACGAUAGGGAUUCAAAAUGUGAUAUUGAAAAGCCUGACCGUUCUUUGUGCCUCAAUCUUGACGGUUCUGAUUCUGCAGGUCAAGCCGUUCAGUCUACAACUCCACCCAACUAUUCCAUAUCAGAGCCGGCCAUAAAAGGUGAUCCUGUCUUAAGUAUGGCUUCGGCAAAUGCUGACUCUUCUUCAGUGAUGGUUUAUGAUGACUUCUCUCAGGACUGGGAGGCUGUUAGCAAUGCAAGUAAUAAUUCUGCCAAGAGUGCUUCUUGUACUCCUGCUCUUUCCACCAGCCCCAAUCACUCAGCAGGUUCUACAAAGAUAGAAGGGAACCGAGUGGUUAAACCACCUAUGCAUAAGCCGAAUUCUUUGGACCUGCCAGACACUGUAUCUACAACAUUACAACAGGAUGGCUAUGGACUACCAUUGGCUAUUUUUUCCAAGGGCUGUCUCUGUCACCCGUACCUGUCUUUACAGUUUUAUGACCUGCUUGAAGAUAUCAAUGUCCGAGGCUUUGUGGUUGGAGCUACAAAUAUUUUAUUUAAGCAGCGGAAACAUCUCACAGAUGUUGUUGUUGAGAUCAAUGAUGGCCGAAUUGUUUUCCAUGAUUUUGAAUUGAAGAAACAGUUGAACCUGACAACAACAGAUUUGAGGUUUGCAGAUUUCCUUGUGAAAAUAGUUACGGACGGCAAAAGUCUCUUUCUCGAUGGAACAGAAUGGGAAGGAGGAGAUGAGUGGGUCCGUGCUCAAUUUAAAGAAUACAUUCUAGCAUUGCUGUCAAGCGUUCAUAAAGGAGAUGAAAAAUGUCAAGAUGACUUCAACCCCUGUUUUAUCCAAGCCUGGAAGACAACCCACAAUUAUCGUCUGUGGCAGAGCAACAAUCAUCCAAACAUUGAGGAAAUUUCUCCAAUUCACCCUUUCCAAGGACAACUAAACAUGAAUGACCUCAAGGUGCGCUUGUCACACACAAUGCAGAGCACAGAGAAGGGCAAGAAGAUUAAUGCUGCCGUGUCACAAACUGGUAAAUACAUGCUACAAACAGGCAAAGCAGUUGGAGGUGCACUCACCUCAGCCAAGAGUGCCAUGAGUUCCUGGCUGAGCAGUUUUACUACAGACUGGAAGCUGGCCGAUAAAGAGUCUGCUGUUACUGCUGUAACAAACUCACCCGAGUGA